Molecule: messenger RNA, 1092 nt
Organism: Parascedosporium putredinis
Lineage: Eukaryota; Fungi; Ascomycota; Sordariomycetes; Microascales; Microascaceae
Source: the annotation of a GenBank genome assembly
AUGGGACCCGGCCAGAUGCCCACCCCAGAGCAGAUCCAGAUGAUGCAGCGACAGCUCGCCAUGGAGGCCCAGAAGGCCGGCAUGAGCGUGCCUGAUUUCGUUGAGCACCUCAAGAAGCAAGCUCGCGAACAGCAGAUGAGGAUGCAGCAGGCGGCUCAGCAGCAGCGCGCUGCCGGCGGCGGCCUGGCGGUCCGGGUCCCCAGCCUGGCCCCCGGGUCAAGGCCGCCCCCAAGGCCAACCUCAACCCAUUACACCUGGUCCCCGAACCCCAAGGCUCUCGCCUUGGCAAAAUUCCUCAAGAGCCAAGAUCUCAAACCCAGAACUUGUAUUCUUAACGGCGAGCGCAAAGACAUGUUCAAAGUCCCCGCCUACGAAAAGGCGCGAAAGAAGAACCCGCUUCUCCCCGAAAUCACCGACCGCGCCUCUCUUGAGAACACCUUUAAGCUCCUUCCCAUGUCCAUGCUUGCUCUCCGCGUCACCAAGACCGACCCUCACGAGGGCCACAACCAUGCCAAGAAGCCUAAGCGCGUCAAGGGCCUCUGGACGGUCAAGAUUGAGCCUCAGCAGGAUGCUCAGGAAGAAAUGUACUACGCCUGGCUGUGGGAGGGUGCGCAGAUUAAGCGACAGGUUUAUGCCGUGCUGGCCCUCAUCCUCAUCUUCCUCAUUGUGCUUUAUCCUCUGUGGCCCGUCAAGUUGCGACAGGGAGUGUACUAUCUAAGCUGGGGCUUCCUGGGUUUGCUCGGCCUGUUCUUCCUCAUGGCUAUCUUCCGUGUUAUCCUCUUCUGUGUCACAUACUUUGCCGUCGCGCCCGGCCUGUGGCUAUACCCCAAUCUCUGGGAAGACGUUUCUUUUAUGGACAGUUUCCGCCCCGUGUGGGCCUGGCAUGAGACCGAGCCUCAAAAGAAGAAGAAGAAGAAGUCCAAGUCGGCCACCCAAGGACUAGGAAAUGCCGAGGCGCAAUCCCAAAUCAGCGCCGCGGCUGGCCACGCGCCUCCCGCCACCGCCACGACUACGGCCACCGACACUCAGAUCAAGACCGAGCCCAGGCAACGCUCCUAUGUGGCGCCCAAGGUUGAGGAGCUCGCUGAAUAA